Aspergillus puulaauensis is the source of this 948-nucleotide messenger RNA. Its product is annotated as phytanoyl-CoA dioxygenase family protein. The transcript is spliced from 9 exons. Lineage: Eukaryota; Fungi; Ascomycota; Eurotiomycetes; Eurotiales; Aspergillaceae. The record is from RefSeq and is a predicted model, not a curated record. The coding region runs from base 1 to 948 and encodes 315 amino acids.
AUGGCGCCCUCACUUGUCACCAUCAACUCCGCUGAGCCUCUUGAGAAGAUAAUCAAGAUUAUUGAGCGAGAUGGCGGUGUCAUUGUCUCCAACUUUCUAUCCCCAGAUCUCUUGCAAGAGUGCAUGAACGCGAUCGAACCGUUCUUCCAGGGCCGCAAGACUUACAACUCGAAGGCUACUCACGAAGAACUUGGUCCUGACUUCUUUCCAGAGGGCUCACAGCGCAUCUACGCCCUCCUAGCCAAAAUUCCAGACCAACUCAGCAAAAUCGUACGCCUUCCCGUCUGGCAGGGCAUCAUGGGGCAGUUCCUAAACACCACAAGUGACGAAUUCUCAUCAUACACCGGCGAGCGACUCGUUCCCCAGAAGAGCGGAUACAUGCUCGCUUCCACUGCAGCUCUUCGUCUGGUGCCAGGAGCCAAACCACAACCACUACACAGAGACCAAAUCGCCUACCAGACCCGACCAGAUCCCAACAACCCAUUCUUCACCCCCAUGGUCGGCUGCUUAAUCGCCGGAUCCAAGAGUACAUACAAGAAUGGGGCCACCGCCGUGAUCCCCGGUAGCCACCUCUGGGGCGCCGAGCGCAUGCCCAAGGUCGAAGAAUGCACAUAUGCAGAGAUGGAACCGGGCUCUGCACUCUUUACCCUUGGUUCAACCUAUCACGGCGCAGGCGAGAACAAAUGCGACAAGACAGACCCGUUGGCUCUCCGCACGCUCUUUGCCGUCUUUGGCCAGCGAGACUACUUCCGCCAAGACCAGGAGGAAAUUCUCUCGACGCCGAUUGAGGUUGCCAGGAGACUGCCGGAUGAUAUUCUAAGGAUUGCUGGGUAUUACAAAGCCGUUGGCGGGGUGGGAUACGUAGAAGACCACCAGAGUCCAGUUGAAUUCUUACACAGGGAUGAUCUUGGGACGGGGAAAUUUGGGGUUGCGAGUUUGGCUGUUUGA